Messenger RNA from Aspergillus welwitschiae, 2296 nucleotides. Its product is annotated as ankyrin repeat-containing domain protein. Gene Ontology annotation, molecular function: protein binding. The transcript is spliced from 2 exons. The record is from RefSeq and is a predicted model, not a curated record. NCBI's taxonomy places the organism in Eukaryota, Fungi, Ascomycota, Eurotiomycetes, Eurotiales, Aspergillaceae. Bases 225 to 2222 code for a protein of 665 amino acids.
AAAGCUGGAGGAGGAUGCGGCCCGCCACUAAAAUGAGGCUGUGCUGGCUAAUUGCAAGCGGGCAGAUCCCUGUCCUUCAGCCUCGCCAACUCAUCAAGUGGAUUGCCAGAACGACUGCUAGCGGACUCGACAAUUGAUCCCUUCCACUCAAUAAUACAUCAUCCCCUUAACAGUACACAGAGCACUAUUCACUUCCAAGACGAAAAUAUUUGACGACUUGUACUAUGCGUUUGCUGAACACGUGCUUGUCUGACAGCGGGGAAUUCGUAAUUCAAGACUUUUUGAAUUACGAACUACCGCCAUACGCUAUUCUAUCACAUACCUGGGGCAAAGAGGAAGUCACAUAUCAAGAAAUCAACGCGAACAGCGCAAAGGGAAAGAGCGGGUACAAGAAAAUUACACAAUACUGCUCAGUAGCAAAGGCGGAUGGAUACGAUUAUGUCUGGAUCGAUACAUGUUGCAUUGACAAGACAAGCAGUGCGGAGUUGUCUGAGGCGAUCAACUCCAUGUAUCUCUGGUACCAAAAGGCUGAGGUAUGCUACGCAAUUCUUGCGGACGUGCGGUCUGAAGAAGAAAUUGCCCAGAGUAAAUGGCUUACGAGAGGCUGGACACUUCAAGAGCUGAUCGCUCCAUCAAGAGUGAUAUUCUUGAACGAAAGAUGGGAAGUGCUGGGAGAUAGAGCAACUCUCCGAGACAGAUUAUCUGAAUAUACUGGGAUACCCGCCGGAAUUUUGUCCGGAGAGGACGAUCUUGAAACGUCUAGCGUCGCACAGAGAAUGUCAUGGGCUGCGAAAAGACAAACAUCGCGAGUGGAAGACCGCGCCUAUUCCCUAAUGGGCAUAUUUAACGUCAAUAUGCCGCUGAUCUACGGGGAAGGCGAAAAUGCGUUCAUCAGACUUCAGGAGGAAAUCAUGCGGAUCUCAGAUGAUCAGAGUCUAUUCGCUUGGACGUCUUCUGAUGAUCGCGGCGGGCUUCUCGCCACCUCUCCUGCCGCAUUCGCCCAUUCCCAUAACAUUGUGCGAUUCAAUCCGUAUGGCAGUCUUGAUAACCCUUUCACUGUGAAUAGUAGAGGGGUGCAUUUAGAUAUUGGCUUCGCAGGAAUAUCAAUCGACGGCCUAGGUGUCGCAAUCCUUAACUGCGUGGAAAGAACCUGCACAGAAAGAACCCAGCAAGAUAAGGUUAUUGCCAUCUACUUGGAGGAUUUAACUUUCACUAUGCAUCUGUUCAAGAGGGUCCAAAGCGGGCUUUUGCGACAUAUCGAUCUCAGAAUCUUUCGACCAACCCAAUAUCCCGUGAGAAGGAUUUGUGUCCGAGGCGGUCGCACAAUGCUCAUACAAAAGCGUACCGCCGUAGAACAGGACGGUAUCUCCCCAGAAGAGACUCAUAUUAUCGAAGAGCUAAGGCUUCCGAUGCGUUAUAGAGAUCCAGCAGCCUUAUUGGUGGCCACAGAAGCAGGAAUUAGAGGUGGUGUAUGGUUAUUGUUGACUCACAGUGACAUCGGGAUAGAGAUAACGAAUCAUAAUGGUCAGACACCCUUAUCACUUGCUGCAGAGAAUGGACAGGAGGAGAUUGUGCAGAUGCUCCUUGAGAGAGGCGCCUCAAUUGAGACCAAAAGUUCAAAAUACCAGACACCGCUUUCUUUAGCUGCAGAGAAUGGACAUGAAAAUAUUGUGCAGAUGCUCCUUGAGAGAGGUGCCUCAGUUGAGACUAUAAAUUCAGAUAAUCAGACACCGCUAUCAUUGGCCGCAGCGAAUGGGCACGAACGCAUUGUUCAGAAGCUUCUUAAGAGAGGUGCCACAACUGAGACCAGAAGUUCAAAAGACCAGACACCGCUUUCUUUAGCUGCAGAGAAUGGACAUGAAAAGAUUGUGCAGAUGCUUCUUGAGAUUGGCGCCGCAAUUAAGGCUAAGGGUCAGUGGGGCGAGAGAACACCGCUGUCACUGACUAACGAUCGAUGGCUUCAGAUGCCUCUGUGGAAGGCUACAGAGAAUGGACAUGAAGGUACCGUCAAGAUGCUUCUUGAAAGAUGCGACGAUACUGAGAAUCAAAAUACGUGGAGGUGGGAUUCAUUGCUAUCACUCGCUACGGAGAAUGGACAUGAAGGUAUCGUCAAGAUGCUUCUUGAAAGAGGCGCCAAAUCAAGACAACACAUCCGUACGGCUCGGAGGCUUCAGCGAAUGGCUAUGAGGCUGUUACCUGCAUCUUCGCACGCCGCAACCUAAACACAGGACAACUUCUCAACGACAGAGUAUAGGGGUAUUAUCCAUCUGCUGAAAGGAACAAACAAUACCGGGGG